AUGGCUUCUAGCCAGACCAAGGCGACUAGCGGCAAAAGUCGAAUCAAUUCUGCGAAACCUACACCAAAGACUUCAGCAGCUACCCAUUCAACGACGUACGCCAAGACUACCACCACACCCAUGAGGAGCAUAGCUACAAGGACUACCCGACCCUCUAAUGAUGAAACUUCUCGACAAUCUCGCCAAUCCAAGUCCACAAAGGGCUCAGAGAAAUUUUCAACAAGUCUUUCGUCUCACCCACUCGACAAAGGCAGCUCUACCACGCAGAAAAAUUCGGUAAAUACCACGACCCCAGCUUCCACCCGAUCUAGACACACGUUAGAGACUGAUAUGCCUCAUUACGACCAGCAAUCAAAGACAAUGACCGACAGAGAACAUGACACUACUGCUUUUCCUUCGAAGACUUUUACCACAGCAGCUUCUUCCCAGAAGACUACGGGUUCCGACUCUACCCAGAAAGCCAACCACUCAAAUUCUAGCAGAAGCCAUACGAUUUCUACCAAGAAGGCCUCUGGCUCAAAUUUCAGCAGCACCCAUACCACUAGCAGGACUACCGGGUCUGAUUCUAGAAGAAGCCGUACCACUGCAGUUUCUACCAUGGACUCUACCAGUCUAGAUUCCAACAAAACCCGUACUAGUACAACUUCUACUAGGAAGACUACCAGCUCAGGUCCUAACAAAAGCCAUACCACCCCAAAUUCUAUUGGGAAAACCACCAUUGCGCAUUCCAGCAAACGCCAUACCUCUAUAGCUUCUGCGAGGAAAGCUACUGGUGCACAUUCUAGCGGAAGCAAUAUUUCUGGUAUUUCCGCUGAGAAGAGUACUAUUUCCGUCUCUACGAUGCAAAAGGCCAGCUCACUUACCUCUCAACACAAAGCCAUCACAGCCACUGAGGGUCCAUCGGCUAGCCUCCCCCACCCUACAAAAGCGACAAAGACUACGAGAACCAGCGGCAUAAUUGAGACGAUAAUCACAGGUUCCAAGGGGGUUGUAGCAACUUACAUAGCCACUCGGGAUCCCAAGUACACCACCAACACGAGAACAACCACUGCAACUGACGGUCACGAAGAUGAUGUUAUCAUAUAUCCCGGAGGUUGGCGAUGGAUUCUACUUGGACUACCACCAUUGAAAUUUCCACCAUUCAAGCUUCCCUCGCCUCCAGCAUUUAAUCCAGAUCCCAAAUCAGGACAUCCAGGAGAUGACCAUGUCCACGAUGACGAUCCUCAGGGCCACGAUGAUCACGGUGACAAUAAAAAGAGCAAAUCCACCACCAAGACUGCAGAAUGUACCACAACGAAGCCACCCAUGUGUACCAAGACUGUGUCAUAUAUUUCUAGCGGGACAGGAUUCACAAGCACCAUUCUCGGAAUAUGCUCCUCUGUCAGUGGCUGUGUGUCAGGGAAGCAAAGCACCAUUACGACAACCAUCACAACCUCGGUACCCAUCAUUUGGAGCGAUGAGCCAUUUCAGCCUGAUGUAGAUGUGAUUCUAGAAAUUACCGGCAACGAUACAAUUCAAUACUUCGACGACUUUUUCAAGAAACAAGGCAUCUCACUUGAAGAUGAUGAGAAUCUUGUAGCUUCUUGUGGCGGUAAUACACCAGGGAUCCCCGUCUUCUGCUUGAAUUCUUUUAGUACCGAUUUCUGUCAAGAAGUACAGGCGGACCUAGGUAAAAGUUUUACCAAGACUUUCGCGGGCCUUGAUGGUACAUUUGGACCGAUUGGACCCAUAGAUCUGGGGGGAGGUCUCACCGGCAUACACCCAAGGAGAUUCCUGACCAAGAGAAACCUCUGCAGCGAUUGGAGCUUCGAAUUCCGUUGGAGUGGAGCUCUUUUUGAGUGCCGCAAGUCAUGUCUCGACUACUUGGACAUUAUCAGAAAUGAGUGCUUUCAAUUCAAGAGCAACGAUGAGGGUUUCCUUGAUGCUGGAUGUGGUACAUACAAUCUUGUAAUCAAACCCAUUCUCUCCACCUCCACCUCCACCUCCACCACAGAAUCACCUCCUGAGCCCACUGAGAUGCCGAAAACUCCCCUGGAGGUAAAGCCCGUCGUGUGUGAAGAUGAGGCCAAUUUUCCAGGACAUGGCGACGUCCAUAAAGGAGACCAGAAGAGACAGGCCGAAUCAUUUUGUGAGACAUAUUUUUUGGAGGGCCAACACGACCUUUAUAUGGGCCCUCAAAAUACGACCGUCUGGGCCACCACAGGUUUCAUCGAGACAAACCUAUACUUUUCCGUUUCCUGGAUUGAUGGUUGCGAGACAACAGUGGACAGUCAGAACGCCAUGCUUCCUCUAGGAAAUGACAUGGCCUGUUCGGAUAUCUUAGUCAAGACAUACAGGGAUUGCAUCAACGGCGGUGUGGGCGGAUACAUUGAUGCUGGCUGCCUUCGAUACCAAUUCAAUCCAGCAAAGUAA
Trichoderma virens Gv29-8 is the source of this 2412-nucleotide messenger RNA. RefSeq lists its product as uncharacterized. The coding region runs from base 1 to 2412 and encodes 803 amino acids. NCBI's taxonomy places the organism in Eukaryota, Fungi, Ascomycota, Sordariomycetes, Hypocreales, Hypocreaceae. The record is from RefSeq and is a predicted model, not a curated record. The transcript is spliced from 4 exons.